CCUCUCUUUUGGUCCUGUCCAUCUGUGAAUCUAACCUCAGCCUUUGGGAACUCAUGCAUCUCCUCUUACUCCAGUUGCUUGUUCUCUUGCCUCUGGGGAAGGCAGGCCUAUGUGUGGAUGGCUGCCAGAGUCAGGGCUCUUUUUCCUUUCCUCUCCUAGAAAGGGGUCACAGAGAUCUCCACGCGGCCAACCACGAGGAGGCAGAAGACAAGCCCGAUCUCUUUGUGGCCGUGCCACAUCUCAUGGGCACCAGCCUGGCUGGGGAAGGCCAGAGGCAGAGAGAAGAGAUGCUGUCCAGGCUUGGAAGAUUCUGGAAGAAACCUGAGACAGAACUUUACCCGACAAGGGAUGUGGAAAGCGAUCAUGUUUCAUCCGGGAUCCAGGCCCUCACUCAGCCAGCCGAUGGGAGGAAACCGGAGAGAUCACCUCUUCAGGAGGAAGCCAAGAAGUUCUGGCAUCGCUUCAUGCUCAGAAAAGGCCCAGCCUCCCAGGGCGUCAUCCUGCCCAUUAAAAGCCACGAAGUGCACUGGGAGACCUGCAGGACAGUGCCCUUCAACCAGACCGUUGCCCAUGAAGACUGUCAAAAAGUUGUUGUCCAGAACAACCUUUGCUUUGGGAAAUGCGGUUCCAUUCAUUUUCCUGGAGAAGGAUCACAUGCACACAGCUUCUGCUCCCACUGCUCACCCACCAAAUUCACCACCGUGCACUUGAGGCUGAACUGCACCAGCCCAACCCCCGUGGUCAAGAUGGUGAUGCAAGUAGAAGAAUGUCAGUGCAUGGUGAAGGCAGAAUGUGGAGAGGAGCGCCUCCUACUGGCUGGUUCCCAGGAUUCCUUCAUCUCUGGAUUUCUAGCUUCAGAAACAAACCCAUGAUUACCUUAGAAAACAAAACCUCAACAGAAAAAGUGAGGGUUGCUAAGUGGGUUAUAUAAAUCUCAAUGGAAAAUCUCUCUCUCUCUCUCUCUCUCUCUCUCUUUCUCUUUCUCUCUCUCUCUCUCUCUCUCUCUCUCACACACACACACACACACACACAUAUACAUGUUUGUGUUUAGAUAGGGUCUUAUGUAUUCCAGGCUAGCCUCAAACUUGCUAUGUGGCUGGGGAUGAUUUUAAACUCCUGAUCCAAUUCCUGCAUGCUGGGAUUACAGACAUUCGCCAUAAUAGAUAGCUCCCAGACAGAUUUUUAAAGAGAUUUUUGCAUGCUUCAAGUGGCCUUUGAGACUCAGGACAUAUUUUGAUUCUAUCGACCGGUCCUUGCCACAGAUGUGGGAAGCAGCUUGCUUGGUGGCCCAUAUUUUUCCUUUCCCUUCAGUGCUCUCUACAUGAAGUUUUUCAGUUGGUUGUCUGAAUUUGAAGAAGGAGCAGUGAAGCUACUCUUAGCAGUUUAAAGGUGGAGGGGCUCAGGUGCUAGGAACCAAGCCUUUUUCCAGAGUAUGAGGACAAUGCAUGAACAGUAUUAGAGUCACUUGUGGAAGUUACUAAGAAACGCCAUAAGUCUCUAAGUACACUGCAAGUCAUUUUGAAGAUGAAAUCUUUAUAGACGAAAUCUUCUACUCAUAUGCCUUUGAAUCUUAUAUAACAAGUUGGGUUUCUGUGUUUGGGCUUCUUCCUGUUGUCUAAGAGUAUGUGUGACAAAUUCAACCUGGCAAAUACUUCAAUGGCAAAUUCUGAACAUG
Mastomys coucha (southern multimammate mouse) is the source of this 1675-nucleotide messenger RNA. RefSeq names its product cerberus 1, DAN family BMP antagonist (gene Cer1). The transcript has 2 exons. Gene Ontology annotation, molecular function: morphogen activity. NCBI's taxonomy places the organism in Eukaryota, Metazoa, Chordata, Mammalia, Rodentia, Muridae. The coding region runs from base 54 to 872 and encodes 272 amino acids. Gene Ontology annotation, biological process: determination of heart left/right asymmetry; signal transduction involved in regulation of gene expression. The record is from RefSeq and is a predicted model, not a curated record.